Cynoglossus semilaevis (tongue sole) is the source of this 1716-nucleotide messenger RNA. It is a transcript of the gene gpr157, whose product is annotated as G protein-coupled receptor 157. Gene Ontology annotation, molecular function: cAMP binding; G protein-coupled receptor activity. The coding region runs from base 346 to 1362 and encodes 338 amino acids. The transcript is spliced from 4 exons. The record is from RefSeq and is a predicted model, not a curated record. Gene Ontology annotation, cellular component: plasma membrane. Gene Ontology annotation, biological process: cell surface receptor signaling pathway; adenylate cyclase-activating G protein-coupled receptor signaling pathway. Lineage: Eukaryota; Metazoa; Chordata; Actinopteri; Pleuronectiformes; Cynoglossidae.
CAACUCUAACUCUACAGCUUCAACAGUAAAAGCUCAUUAGAGCCAAAAAUAGAGCUCCAGCAGUCAGUACUCCAGCAGCUGACUCCAACUUCUGCUCUGUGUUCCGGGUUGGUGUAGGAAAAGGAGGAGGAGGAGCAGGAGAAGGACGGGGAGGAGGAGGAGGAGGAGGAGGGAGGGCUAACAGCCUGCAGGAAAACAUUUGUGUGGCUCCCUGAACAUAAAAAAAAAACAUGAACUAAGUUUGAGAAGUCACAUGGCUCCGGCUGGAGUCGUUGUUUUAAAGGUGUGUCAAGUGAACAACAUGGUCCAGAGCAGUCCGAGUCCAACCACUGACCUCUGCUGACCAUGGCCAGCGCUGAUGAGACGGAGGUUUACUUGUCGGAGCAGGUGGUGGUCCUGGUCUCCUGCGCCCUCUCCUUCCUGGGUUCCUCCCUGAUCAUUGUCACCUUCGUGCUGUGGCCAGACUUACGCACCACUCCGCGGAGACUGCUGGUCUUCCUCUCCGUGUCAGACUGGCUCUCCGCCGUCUCCUACGCCUAUGGAGUGUGGAGAGUUUUCCACACGGACUCCAUUGACUGUGUGAUCCAGGGAGCCGUGUCCACCUUCGCCAACACCAGCUCCUUCUUCUGGACCGUGGCCAUCGCCGUGUACCUCUAUGUCUUCAUCGUCAGGUCCAGUCAGAGGGUCGCUGACAGCCUGGUGCUGCUCUUCCACACGGUCAGCUGGGGCGUUCCUCUCAUCAUCACCGUCGCUGCCGUGUGUCUGAAUAAGAUCGGCUAUGACGCCUCAGAGGUGUCGGUGGGCUGGUGCUGGGUCAGGAUCACAGCUCCAGACCGGGUUCUGUGGAUGCUGCUGACUGGAAAGAUCUGGGAAUUUCUGGCCUACCUCACCCUCCCCGUUCUCUACAUCCUCAUCAGGAGGCACAUCCACAUCGCGCACUCUGCUCUGUCUGAGUACCGACCCAUUCUGGCCACCAGGCCUACAUCCAACUCCUUCUACUCCGUGGCUGACAUCAAGCUAACACUCAUUCCCAUCAUCUUCAUUGUCCUGCGUAUCUGGAGCACCGUGCGCUUCAUCCUGCUGCUGGUGGACUCUGCAGCACGACAGAACUCGAUCCUGGUCACUCUACACGGAAUCGGGAACACCUUGCAGGGAGCAGCCAACUGCAUCAUGUUUGUCUUGUUUACUCAGCCCAUCCGCUCGCGCCUGUGCUCUGCACUCUGCUCCUGCUGCUCCUCCAGGUGUGGAGCAGAGGCGCAGCAGUCACACGGUGCCUCUCACAGCCUGCUGCCUGGACAGGACACGUCCACACAGAGGGACGGAGACAGCGUCGGCAGCAGCAGGGCUAAGACACAAAGAUGAUGUGAAAUCCUGAGGAGGAGGAGGAGGAGGAGGAGACUGAUGGAUGGAACUCAUUGUGAAGAAAAUAAAGUCUUGGGGCUGGAUGACCUCCACCCGACCCCCAGCCUCACUUCAGUCAGUGGCGACAGAACAGGAUGAAGUUUCUACAGGUCUGUGGAAACACAGGCUCUGAAGAAACAGGCGUCACACCUGAUCUUUGGUGACGAUGGUCAAACUGACUUGAUGAUGUCACGUCAGUGUUUGGUUGAAGGUUCUGGAAAGUUAAAGUAUUUUUUUUUAUUAUUAUUAUUUCAAAUUUUCUUUACAUUUUAGGAAUUGUUUAAAUUGUUGCACUGAGUUUUUAGGUGUUUGAUU